CCAUAUCGCAUUGUGUAACGUAACGUCUCGCAAAUAAGUCAUAUGGCAAUAUGACAAACGCUCUAACCGACAACAACAAAAACAUUUAUUCAAAACUCGAUACGAAUGUGGCAUUUGAGUAUCACUGGAAAGUGUGGCGUUGGACGGGCAUCAAACCUCCGCAGGAUAUGAAUCCCCAAUUGUACAGGCUGUAUGCCAUAGUUUUGAACUUCUUGGCCACCGUACUAUUCCCACUCUCUCUCAUCGCCAAUGUUUUCUUUACCCAAAACCUUCAGCAGUUGUGUGAAAAUCUCACCAUUACCAUCAGUGACUGUCAGUCAAAUUUGAAGUUUAUCAACGUCUUUUUGGUGCGCCACCAAUUGGAUAGGAUCAAAAGUAUCCUUCGAAGAUUGGAUCGUCGCGUUCAAGACGAUAAAGAAUUUGCAGUUUUAAAAUCGGCAAUUGCUACGGCCAGAUCCUCGUUUUUAAUAUUUUUCCGUCUCUAUUCGUUCGGCACCACUCUGAGUGUCGUCAAGGUGGCCCUGGCCGAAAGUCGUUCUCUGCUAUUUCCCGCCUGGUUUGGGGUAAAUUGGGAUGGUAAUUUGUCCACCUAUGUCGUGGUGAUUGUUUAUCAGUUCUUUGGUUUGGCUGUACAGGCCUUGCAAAAUGUUGCCAACGACUCGUAUCCUCCGGCCUAUUUGGUUAUACUCUCGGCCCACAUGAGAGCCUUGGAAAUACGUGUUAAGGCUGUGGGCCAAUUUCGGCAAGAGGGCAUGCAACAGCCACUCACUUUGUCGGCAGAGGAGCAGGCGAAAUGUUUAAAGGAAUUUAAUGAGUGCAUCAAGGAUUAUUUGAAUAUUUUAAAACUGCAUUCUAUCAUCCAACGCAUAAUUUCGAAAGCCUGUUUGGCUCAAUUUGCCUGCUCCGCAUUGGUCCAAUGCACUGUGGGUCUGCACUUCAUGUAUGUGGUGGAUGCGGCCAAUUACGAGGCCCAAUUAAUGUCAAUCAUCUUUUUUGUGGCCGUGACUUUGGAAGCCUUCGUCAUUUGUUAUUUCGGCCACAUGAUGAGCUUGCAAAGUUCGAAUUUGACGUAUGCCUUCUACUCGUGCGGUUGGUUGGCUCAAUCACCGGAAUUCAAGAGAAAUCUCAUCAUCACUCUGAUGCGCACCCAGAGGACAUCAACGAUAAGAGCUGGCUCAUACAUCCCAGUGGAUUUGCCAACAUUUGUUGUGCUCAUGAAGUAUGCCUAUUCGGUUUUUACCCUACUGAUACGAUUCAAAUAAGCCGAAGCUGUGGGCAGGAUGGACAUUUGGAAAUAAAACCCUAAAACACUAUUUUUUCUCUAGUUUGCACCUCUAGUUGACUUGUUUACUACACCGUAGAAUGCACUGAAUUUAUUAAAAAAAUUACAUACAG
Molecule: messenger RNA, 1395 nt
Organism: Musca domestica (house fly)
Lineage: Eukaryota; Metazoa; Arthropoda; Insecta; Diptera; Muscidae
Product: odorant receptor 2a-like
Exons: 3
Coding region: 51-1262 (403 amino acids)
Biological process (GO): detection of chemical stimulus involved in sensory perception of smell; sensory perception of smell
Cellular component (GO): plasma membrane
Molecular function (GO): odorant binding; olfactory receptor activity
Source: RefSeq, a predicted model, not a curated record